AUGUCUGAUAUUGUGUUGGUGACAGGAUUCGGCCCCUUCCAGGACCACAAAGUAAAUGCCAGUUGGGAAGCAGUGAAAUUGUUACCAGCCAAUGUUGAUGGUAUGGACAUAGUCAUACAAGAAAUUCCUGUGGUGUAUGACCAUGUAGAAUCUAAAGUGCCCUCACUGUGGAAAGAAUACAAUCCAAAUUUAGUGAUACAUGUUGGAGUCUCGUCCCUGGCAGAGAAACUAACAAUAGAAACUUGUGCAUAUCGUGAUGGGUACAUAAAAGGAGAUUGUACUGAUACUUGUCAUUCUACUGGUACAGCCUCUUGUGAAGGGGAUGCAUGUAUCUUUACAGGGAUAGAUGUGAGGGAUAUCAGUGACAAAUUGAACCAUUCAGGAAAAAUACUGACUUGUGUGUCCCAGGAGGCAGGAAGAUAUCUAUGUGAAUUCACUUACUACACUUCCUUGAACAUCAAUCCUUCUAGGACACUUUUUGUCCAUGUUCCACCAUUAGAGAAGCCCUAUACAGCUUCAGAAUUGGCUGAUGGUAUUUUAGAAGUCAUUAAAUUAGCUCUUAAACAACUGAGGAAAGAUGAUGGUAAAUCUUUGAGAUUGGAUGCUGCUAGUUAACACUUUAUCAAACUGAUGAUGUACCUGCCUAUUAAUUAAUUUUUGUUUAUUCAUGUGUAAAUAGGGGAAGGAAUAUUGCUCCUUAUUCAAUUUAUUGAUUUAUUCAAUGCAUAAUGCAUCUAGGAUACUAUUUGGAUGCCCAAUUUUAUUUCACCUUCUGAACACAAUG
Molecule: messenger RNA, 784 nt
Organism: Phaedon cochleariae (mustard beetle)
Lineage: Eukaryota; Metazoa; Arthropoda; Insecta; Coleoptera; Chrysomelidae
Source: the annotation of a GenBank genome assembly